AUGCCGAACACCAAGAUUGUACAUGUCCCUCACCUGGGCGGCAUCGAUGCCGCGUACCAGAUGCCUCACCCUUAUGACCCAUCCAAGCCGACAUUGAUUCUCGUGAAUAGCUUCACCACUUCAUCUGAACUGUAUCGGAAGCAGUACGCCAACAAGGCGCUGACAGACAAGAUGAACCUUUUGGCCAUCGAACUGCUCGGCCACGGGCAGACACGGACUAAGUCUGAAAAUUUUACCUAUUGGGACACUGCAAUCAUGAACAUUCAGGUCAUGGAGGCGCUAGGAAUUCCAAAAGCUUUUGUCCUGGGCACCAGUCAGGGAGGGUGGAUUACGAUCCAGGGCAUUAUCCCUCUCGGCACCUCGCUGGACUAUGAGUCCGAGCGAACACGCAAGCUCGGCUGCUGGGACGGCGUUGCCGCCUGUACAGGCCCAAUCGACAUGUGGACGACCAAGACCCCUACACCCGAUUUUCAACCUGACAUCGAUUACUGCGACUUUCUAAUUGACAUUGGCUUCGGAAAGGACUGUCCCCAAGAGACGCGAGACUUCUGGCGCAAGACGAUCCAAGCGAAUUAUCAGGGUGACGACGGUCGCAGGCGGGCGAGGAUGGCGGCGAUCAAUCUGCGGGAGCGAGACGGGCUGCAUGGACGAUUGUUUGAUGUCAAGUGUCCGGUUAUGUGGUUGCAUGGAACUGCUGAUGUUGUCUACAGUGUAGCCAAUGCCGAGCAGGAAAUCAAGCUCUUCGUCAACUCCCCGUCGGCGGAAUUGGUUGUCGUACCGGGCGGCGCUCAUUUCUUAUCCGCCUCUCAUCCGAAUGAGGUCGACAAUGCACUGAUCGCGUUUGUGGGGAAGUAUGCUUGA
Messenger RNA from Cladophialophora bantiana CBS 173.52, 861 nucleotides. RefSeq lists its product as uncharacterized. The coding region runs from base 1 to 861 and encodes 286 amino acids. Lineage: Eukaryota; Fungi; Ascomycota; Eurotiomycetes; Chaetothyriales; Herpotrichiellaceae. The transcript is spliced from 3 exons. The record is from RefSeq and is a predicted model, not a curated record.